Messenger RNA from Megalobrama amblycephala (Wuchang bream), 2090 nucleotides. Its product is annotated as CD209 antigen-like protein C. Gene Ontology annotation, molecular function: signaling receptor activity. Lineage: Eukaryota; Metazoa; Chordata; Actinopteri; Cypriniformes; Xenocyprididae. The transcript is spliced from 5 exons. Bases 8 to 883 code for a protein of 291 amino acids. The record is from RefSeq and is a predicted model, not a curated record.
AGCAGAAAUGUCUGAUGGUAUUUAUGAAGAUGUGAUCAGGACUGAGUCUGAGGGAAUGAACACAGACAGAAUGGAGAUGACAGUGGAAAUCUAUGAGAGUGCAGAAUGUGUGAGAGAUCAUGACUUCAGGACAGAGACAAACACACACCAACCACUUCAGCGUACAGGAAGUGAUUGUGUGAAGAUCAGAAGCUCCAGAGCAGCUGCAGUGUGUUUGGUGCUGCUGUGUGUUCUUCUGCUGACUGCAGUCAUAGUGCUGUGUGUCACGUUCACUCUAGAGAGACGACACUUAAUAUCCAAGAAUGAAAACCUGACCAAUGAGAGAGAUCAGCUACUAACUAACAUCACCAACCUAUCAGAAGAGAGAGAUGGGCUGAAAAUAAAGACCAAAAACCUGACCAAUGAGAGAGACCAGCUACUAACCAUGAACAUGGCCUUGACAAAUCAAAGGAAUGAAUUAACUAAAGAAAGAGACCAGUUCAAUCAGGAGAGAAAUGAACUGUGGAAGAAGUUUAAUGAAAUGGAUGGAUGGAUUUACUAUCAAUCCAGUUUUUACUUCAUUUCCUCUGAGGAGAGGAACUGGGCUGAGAGCAGAAGAUACUGUACAGAGAGAGGAGCAGAUCUGAUCAUCAUAAACAACAGAGAGGAACAAGAGUUUGUUAAAAAGAUAUCUGGUGGUACUGGAGUCUGGAUUGGUCUGACUGAUAGUGAUGAGGAGGACAGAUGGAAAUGGGUUGAUGGCACCAACAUGACCUCUGGGAUCUGGGAGUCUGGAGAGCCUAAUGGAUCUAAAAAAGAGAACUGUGCUGUGUUAUUUUCAUCAGGGUGGCAUGAUUAUCCCUGUAAUAAAGCUUUUAAAUUUAUCUGUGUGAAAAAUAUUUAAAAUAGAAAGAAAGAAAGAAAGAAAGAAAGAAGGAAGAAAAAGAAAAAAGAGCAAUUAAAUGAAAUAUAUUUGUAAAGUGUGUUGUAACUGAGUCAAGUUUAUUCUCACCAUAGAUGUAAAUAAUGACAGUAACUACUGUAUCGGGUCAGUGAGUAAAGUACAUGAGGACAUCUUAUCACAAUAAAUACAUUAUUUAACAUUAUUUAUUAACACAAAUAUAACCAAGAGUAGCUUGAACUCAGUCCACAAAACUAUAAGCUUUGAUGAAGACAAAGACUGAACAUUAAACCUUUAGAUGACACGCAGCUCAAAUACUGAAGAUUGACCAGAUCAAUACAGUGAGAGACACAGAUAACAUGCAGUCACUGAAACAAUGUUCAUGCGUCAACUUUAACAUUUAGUGUUGAAACAAUGGUGAGAUUUCAACAAAAUCAUCAAUGGGAAUGUCAGUGAAUCAACAUUACACUAUGAUUGAUUGUACAUCACUGCUACUGAAUCAAUAUUGAAAUGAACAAAAAUAAUCAAUGGUAAAUAUUGAUUGAUCAAUGUUAAUGUGAUGUUGAUUCAAAGUCACUUAAACAAUAUUAGUAUUUCAGCAACACUUCAAUAAUGCGUCAACAAAUUCCUGACCAUUUUAAAAAUGUGGAAAACAUUUUAAAAUAUAAAUGACGCCUUUCCAGCAAUUUAGUCAAUUUAUUUUAUUUGACAGUUUAACACAAUCAAUGACAAAAUGACGUGCAAAAAGGACAAAAGCAUCACAACCUUUAAAAAACAUUAAUUUCAGAAGUCUAAUGUCAUAAUUACAAGUGGUCCAACGAUUCAAGCUUUCAAGAUCUGGUUUGCAUCAGAAAACUGCCUCUUUUCCUUUGGGUUCUCUGAAAUCUGAAAAAGAAACCAUGAUGUUACUUAAGAGCAAACAUAGUCACAUUCAGGAAUAUUAAUAUGCUAAACACAAUAUGAUUCACUUUUUAUAAAAACAGAAUAUUCUAACUAUUUAUAAUACUGUUAAAUUACGUAUAUAUUUAAUCUAUAUAUCUACAAUUGUGCUGUUCUCUAUGAACAUUUUGUAUUUAGCCUAUUAACUAGUUAUAGUAGAGUGACCCCUUCUGUUCAAAGUGGGGUAUUGCAUAUAAUUGUUUAAGUCCUUAUAUGAUGACAUCACUAAUGUGAGACAAGUUUCAGCAACCGGGGCUGCGUUCCAGUUCGG